GGGAGCAAACGGCGAGGGAGUCCGGCGCAGGCGCAGAGUGAGCCUUGGUUGCUGUCGCGGCGGCGGAUGGAGCCGCUGCAGAAUGGAGGCGAUGAAGCGGACGAUGAGGCGGCACCUACCGCCAGCCCGACGGAAGGCGGCCUCGGAGGCGCCCCCGCGGACCAGCGGUCGCGACGGGGCCUGAGUCCCGCGGUGCCGUGCGGGCGGCGGCGAAGCAAAGGCGGCGGGGCCGGUCGGGCGGAGGGCGCCGCUGCGGGCCGCGAAAGGGAGCGCCCCGGCCCCGCCCUGCGCAUGCGCCUCGACUCCCUGCGCAAGAGCCGCCCUCCCUUUCCUUGGUUUGGCUUGGAUAUCGGAGGGACGUUGGUCAAGCUUGUUUACUUUGAGCCAAAGGACAUUACUGCUGAAGAAGAGGAGGAGGAAGUAGAAAACCUGAAAAGUAUUCGGAAAUACAUGACCUCCAACACCGCCUAUGGAUCCACGGGCAUUCGGGACGUCCACCUUGAGCUAAAGGACCUUACGCUGUGUGGACGUAAAGGCAAUCUCCACUUUAUACGCUUUCCCACUCAUGACAUGCCUGCUUUUAUUCAAAUGAGCAGCGAAAAGCACUUCUCGAGCCUCCACACCACCUUAUGUGCCACGGGAGGCGGAGCGUAUAAAUUUGAGCAGGACUUUCGCACAGUGGGGGAUCUCCAGCUCUGCAAACUGGACGAACUGGACUGUCUGGUUCGAGGAAUCUUAUAUAUCGAUUCAGUCGGCUUCAACGGACACUCGGAGUGCUACUAUUUUGAGAACCCGACUGAUUCCGAAAAGUGUCAGAAGCUCCCUUUCAACCUGGAGAACCCCUACCCCCUCCUUUUGGUGAACAUCGGCUCCGGGGUCAGCAUCUUGGCUGUGUAUUCCAAAGACAACUACAAGCGAGUGACGGGGACUAGCCUUGGAGGAGGGACCUUUUUUGGCCUCUGCUGCCUUCUGACUGGCUGUUCCACCUUUGAAGAGGCUCUCGAGAUGGCAUCCCACGGGGACAGCACCAAAGUGGACAAACUAGUGCGAGAUAUUUACGGGGGUGACUACGAGAGGUUUGGGCUGCCAGGAUGGGCUGUAGCAUCCAGCUUUGGGAACAUGAUGAGCAAAGAAAAACGAGAGUCUGCCAGUAAGGAGGAUCUGGCAAGAGCUGCCUUGAUCACCAUAACCAAUAACAUUGGUUCCAUAGCCCGGAUGUGUGCACUGAAUGAGAACAUUAAUCGAGUGGUUUUCGUUGGCAACUUCCUCCGCAUCAACACCAUCUCCAUGAAGUUUCUGGCCUACGCUUUAGAUUACUGGUCCAAGGGGCAGCUGAAAGCUUUCUUCUUGGAACAUGAGGGUUACUUUGGAGCGGUUGGAGCUUUUUUGGAACUUUUGAAGUCAUCCUAAUUCAGAAUGUGGAUCCUGAACCCCGGUUUUGCUGGUGGUCUCUAAGCGAACGGGAACAUCUGUGUUUCAUUUUAUUUCCAAAAUGUCUGCCUGACAAAUAAGCGACCGUUGUUGUGCUUGAAGUCAUCAGUCAACGGGGAAAAGGACAACGUUUAAAAGACCAGUUGAAGUUAAGCCUGAGCAGUAGCUUUCCUGUGGCAAAUGUCUGUGCCCGCAUUUGGGACGAGCAAACAAAUUCUGUGGUUAGACAGUCUUAAACUGAGCAACUUUCAGUAUGUGGACUGUGAGGUCACUGAAAUGGUGUGCAGCUAGUUUGGAUCUGACACCAUCGACCCUAUUCUGUAGCUCUUAAGCACUUGUUUUUAUUUUCUCAAUUUUGUAUGGACUCUGAAGGGCAAUGUGAGUUUUUGCAAGACUGUUAAGAUGUGCAGAAUGUAAAAAUGCAGACGUCAGGUAUUAAAAUAUCUUUUUUAAAAGAA
Molecule: messenger RNA, 1889 nt
Organism: Sphaerodactylus townsendi
Lineage: Eukaryota; Metazoa; Chordata; Lepidosauria; Squamata; Sphaerodactylidae
Gene: PANK2
Product: pantothenate kinase 2
Exons: 7
Coding region: 67-1410 (447 amino acids)
Biological process (GO): coenzyme A biosynthetic process
Cellular component (GO): nucleus; cytosol
Molecular function (GO): pantothenate kinase activity; ATP binding
Source: RefSeq, a predicted model, not a curated record